Moneuplotes crassus is the source of this 826-nucleotide messenger RNA. The record is from the annotation of a GenBank genome assembly. NCBI's taxonomy places the organism in Eukaryota, Ciliophora, Spirotrichea, Euplotida, Euplotidae.
AUGUUUGAAGCUAAAGUAGCCAGCGCUGUCAUUUUGAAGAAGAUUAUUGACUCAAUCAGAGACCUUGUAUCUGAUGUGAACCUUGACAUUACUUCUGAAGGAAUAGGAUUACAAGCCAUGGACUCUUCCCAUGUUGCAUUAGUUUCCUUAACUCUACAUCAGAAGGGAUUCUCGGAAUAUAAUCUUGAAAAACCAGUAACUAUUGGUAUUUCGGUCUCAAAUCUAGCAAAAGUGAUGAAGUUGGCAAGUAAUGAUGAUGAGAUUACCCUUGGCCUUGCUGAAGAACCUUCUCAUUUGAAGGUCGUCUUUAUGAACAAGAAGCAAGAAAAGCGUACCCAGUUUGACCUGAAUUUGCUUACCUUGGAUUCUGAGCAUCUAGGAAUCCCUGAUACUAACUAUACUAGUGAGAUUAUGAUGAACUCCUUUGAGUUUUCAAAGUUGAUCAAAGAACUUAACACACUUUGUGACACUGUAACCAUCGAAACUACUAUUGAGUACGUACGUUUCUCCCUCGAAAGUGAUGUUGGAAUCGGAAACAUUCAGAUCCAAACAAGUGAGCCAGCUGAGAAGAAAGAAGAUGCAGCAGAUGAUCCAAAAGAAGAUACUCCUGUGAUUCAAAGCUUUGCUUUGAAAUACCUCAACAUGUUCAACAAAGCAUCAUGCUUAUCUAACUCAGUUAAACUUAUGAUGGCUGCAGAGACUCCACUUGUUGUAGAGUUUGAAAUUGAAGAUAUUGGUGAACUAAAGUACUACCUUGCACCGAAGAUCAACAAUGAUGCUCCUCAGUAAUUACAUUUUCUUUAAUUUCUUAUAAGUUCUUUUAAAA